AUUGAAAAGCGAAAAAAAAGAGAAUCGAAUACGUAUAUUGAAUCGAAAACUUGUUAUCAACUAUAUUCAAGAAUUUCGUAAAAUAAAUAAUAAUAAUCUAAUUCUACGUUAAAAAUAGUUGUUAAAAAUUUAAAAUUCUGCAAAAAACGCUAAAAAAAGAUGGCUAAAAUCGGUCAACAAAAAGAAUCUGAAAUGGUAAUCAUAUAAUGUUCUCCAAAAAAAAUAAUUUUGAAUUCGUUUUAUUUUUUAAAUCGAUAAAAUGUUUAUCAGGACGAAGAAGACACGCGGUUGCAGGAAGAACUAUUUCAACUGGCCGAUGUAUUACUAGUAAAUAAGAAUUAAUAUACGUUUGAUUUUUUUUAAUUCAAUAAUUAUUAUCAUGACCUAACCUAAGAAUUCAAUGACGUGUCGAUUAUAAUUUGAGGGAAAGGACGAAGAUGCAAUGUUGAUAGCUCUAAGUCAACUUCGAUUAUUAAUGCAAACCUCGACUACCUCGAUGACUUCUGUACCAAAACCACUCAAAUAUUUAAAGAAGACGUAUAAUGAUAUGAAAAAUGCUUAUGAAAAUAUUCAAAGCGACAAAGUGAGACAUCAAUUUGCGGAAGUAUUGAGCGUAUUAUCGAUGGCAGGAGCAUUGCCAGGCUCCAAAGAGUGCCUUCGAUAUUGCAUCCAAGGUGAGGUAACGAAACCUGGCGAAUGGGGUCACGAGUACAUAAGACAACUCGAAGGUGAAAUCGUAGAUGAAUGGACAAAUUCUCCUGUAAAAGAAGAGAAUCGUAUAAGAACAGAGCUUACUCCUUUAGUAAAAGGUAUCAUAAAAUUCGACAUGAAGCAUAACGCGGAGAUACCUGGAUGCGAUCUAUGUUUGGAGAUCGAUCAAUUGAAUUUUUUAAACGAGUCUUUGGAUAUCACGAAUUUUGAAAGAGUUUGUCGAUAUUUAGAGAGUUGUGCAGCCUACAGCGAGGAUACCGAAAGAAGACAAAUAUUGCAAGUCGUAGUUGAUCAUUACUUACGAUUCAAAGAAUAUUGCAAAGCAAUGUUAGUAGCCCUUCAACUGGGAGAUUCCGAUCUUGUACACAAAUGUCUCGUCACUUGCCCUGAUACUUUAAUGCGAAAACAAUUGGCAUUCAUAAUCGUUAGACAAAGGGAGACCCCGUUGAAAAAGGAUUAUCAAGGAGACGAUGCAAAGGAUAUCGAAGCCAUUUUGAGCAACAGUCACGUAAACAAUCAUUUCCAUUUACUCGCAAGGGAACUCGACAUUUUAGAACCCAAACAUCCAGACGACAUUUACAAAACCUGGUUAGAAACCAAUACCCUGAGACGCGCGGAACACGAUUCAGCCAGAGCCAAUCUAGCAGCCACGUUCGUUUCCGGUUUCGUUCAUGCUGGUUUCGGCCAAGAUAAACUGAUGGACAACACUUCAGAGUGUUGGGUUUAUAAAAAUAAGGAACACGGAAUGCUUUCUGCAACCGCUUCCUUGGGACUGAUACACAUGUGGGACGUAGAUGGUGGACUGGUACCUAUCGACAAAUAUCUUUAUACCAACGAUUACAACAUCAAAGCAGGUGCUUUACUUGCUAUAGGAUUGGUUAAUUGUGGCAUUCGCAAUGAAUGCGAUCCAGCACUUGCACUUCUCAGUGAUUAUGUAUCCUCUGAAAACGCCACGUUGAGAAUUGGGGCCAUUUUGGGUCUAGGUUUGGCUUAUGCUGGUUCACAAAGAUCUGAUGUUACGGAGCUUUUAACAGGAGUUCUGGUGGACAAUGGAAGUAGCAUGGAAGUUAUGUCUUUGGGAGCGAUUGCGAUAGGAUUGAUAAACGUUGGUUCUGCCGAUGCUGAAGCUUCUUCGACCCUUCUACAGAAACUAUUAGAAUUUACUCCUCAAAAGUUAUCUAGUACUCAUUCUAGAUUUCUGUCACUGGCACUGGGAAUGGUCUACAUGGGUUGUCGCGAUGUCAUAGAAGCUUCUUCGGCCGCACUUGAAGUCUUACCAGAUCCUUACAAACUUGCUGCGCAGACUAUGCUACAGGUGUGUGCAUACGCUGGAACAGGGGAUGUAUUGAUUGUUCAGGAAUUGUUACGAAUAUGUUCGGAACCGGUGGAUGGUGAAAGCAUUCCCGCUACGCCGGCUAGCAGUCCUGUGAGCAGUUGUUGCGAUCAACGUCAUCGAGUUAUCGAAUUUUCUGAGAAAAAAACCAAAGAGAAGUUAGAAGAGAAACAACACGGGGGAUCAAAGUAUUUUUUUCGCAUUUUUAUUUAUAUUUUUAUUAUGUUCAUGACCUUUCCAUAAUAUCUCAGAGAAAUAGGCUCGUCGCAGGCCAUAGCUACUUUGGGUGUCGCUGCUGUUGGGCUGGGAGAGGGAAAAGAGAAUUCGAGGAUAUUCGGUCAGAUUGGAAGAUACGGAUCUAUAUACGCAAGACGAGCAAUGCCACUUGCCCUAGGCCUAUCUUCUUUGUCAAAUCCAGACUUGGCAGUUCUCGACGUCCUAAACAAAUACAGCCACGACAAUGACUCUGAGGUAGCCAACAGCGCAAUCUUUGCUCUCGGUCUCGUCGGUGCAGGAACAAAUAAUGCCCGACUUGCCACCAUGUUGAGACAAUUGGCCUGCUACCAUGCGAAAAAUCCCUUACAUCUAUUCCUCGUUCGAAUUUCCCAAGGCUUGGUUCAUCUUGGCAAAGGUACUUUAUCCAUAUCUCCGUUACGGUAUGGCUCCAAAAUAUUGGAUAGAGCAGCCUUAGCUGGAUUAUUGGUAGUUUUGGUGGCUUUUCUCGAUUGUCAGAAUCUGAUCCUGGCGAAAUCUCAUUACUUGAUGUACUGUCUGGCGCUUGCAAUGGAACCCAGAUGGUUGGUUACUUUGGAUGAAAAUUUGCAAACUCUACCGGUGUCCGUAAGGGUUGGACAAGCCGUAGACAUCGUGGGCAAAGCUGGCAAUCCUAAAUCCAUCUCUGCUGGAUACGUGCACACAACGCCAACGUUGCUUUCUUCCGGGGAACGUGCAGAACUUGCUUUAGACGAGUAUGAGCCGUUAUCUUGUAUUUUAGAAGGUUUUGUUAUUCUUCGGGAGAAGUUGAACAGCUCUUAAAUUUACUUCUGAAAUAAUAAUACGAGACGAUGGGUAAUAAAAUAAAACCAGAUUGCGAAAGGCAACGCUGGGACAAAUGGUUUAUUUAUUUCACGAGAUAGUAAUAAGAAACAUGAUCGAUAGAAAUGUAUUAUGCAAGGCGAAGAAUUUACUAGGAACCAAAGUGCGAACGAUGUUUAUAUACGAUACAUUAUAAUUUUCCAUUCUGUUUUUAAUAAAAAGUAAAAAUAAUAUUUUCGAGAAAAACAGUUGAAAGAAAAUCUUGUACAAUGACCGAUCGAUAACUACAUAUGUUCGCAAUGUAUCACUUUGACAACGAUGAGAACGUGAAAAGAACGCAACUGAUCCGAGCAAAGAUUCAAUCGCGUCUGUAAAUCGCUUCGAUAAGAAUGUGAAGAGACGCGUGAGUCAGCUUCUUUCUUUGUAUGUUGCGUUUAUUUAACCUCAGGGGGACUAGCGGAAGCAAUGUGCUCUAUACAACAGAAAUUACAUUGGUUCGCAUUGCACGGUGUAAACGACAAUGAUGCACCAUGAUCUGACAGCGGCCACGGUAAGAAUCACUUUAUCAUUCAUUGUCGUAAAUUAAAACUUAUAAACGUAUGACUCUCUUCAUUCAAGUAAAAAUGAAAAAAAAAAAAAAAGAAAAGAAAAGAAAAGAAAAGAAAAAGAAAACACAAUACGCAGAAAAGAAAAAGAAAGAAAUCAAGAGAUGGAAACACAACAUAGGAAAUAUUAAAUAUUAAAACGCAAUGAAAAAGAAAGAACAUAAGACGAGAAUGACUUAAAAAGUAACCCAAAGACCAAGUAAUUCAUAAAAUUUUCAAAAAAUGAUCUCCGAACGAUUCAACAUCUAUUGGUAAAAUACUGCAAAUGAAAGAUAAAUAUUGCAGUUUAUUGAUUCUGAUUAUGUGUACAAAAGCGGACCACGAGGAAACAAGAAACGAUAUCGCGCGAAUGAAAGAGGAAAGAUCUCUUCCCUUUUCAUUUCCUCGGCACAAAUAAUAAUUCUUUCACGUAGUGUGCAUGGUUACUUUUCUCUCUCUUAAUUUUUUUUUCUUUCUCUUCGUCUCGCGAACUCGCAUUAUUAUUAUAUUGCAUAAGAUCAUGAAGUACGUUUCCCACUUCUUCGUAACGAAGCCACGAGAAAUACCCCAGGAAAUUGCACGAACGUAAUUACAAUACGUACUUUAUCAAAGAUGUUGUUCUCUUAAGUCAGAGAAAGUGCCUAACUGCUUGUCGUGUCUAGAAAUGUCUGCCGACAUUUACAUAUAGACACAUAGAACUUGGAAUAGAAGGCGAGAUAUAGAAUAAAACGUGAUUUUCGAUUCGUUUAAAAUAUGCACACUCCCGCGUGGAUCUUUUUUAGCAUUGGAAAAACAUCGUAUCUUUUCUUUUCUUUUACGUUGCAAAUUAUUUUUAUAUAUAAGUUAUGCUUCACAAAACCAUACAAAUAAUUGCAUUCUGUUGGAAAUUUAACAAUUCUAUUGUAACAUAUUCCUUCUUUUGCGUUUUCAGCUUGUCGCCUGACGUAUUCGCUCGCACAAGAAUAAUUGGCUCUGGUAACUGUUGUUUUUUUUCUUUUGAUAAUUUUUCUAUCCAAAUAAAUAUUAAUACAUAUUCGUGUUUUACAUAUUUUUAAUCGGCAGUAUUACAGUAAAACUCAAUUCUUUGAGUUUGAUCCAUAUAUAUAUAUAUAUAUAUAUA
Apis cerana (Asiatic honeybee) is the source of this 4783-nucleotide messenger RNA. RefSeq names its product 26S proteasome non-ATPase regulatory subunit 2. NCBI's taxonomy places the organism in Eukaryota, Metazoa, Arthropoda, Insecta, Hymenoptera, Apidae. Gene Ontology annotation, molecular function: enzyme regulator activity. Gene Ontology annotation, cellular component: nucleus; proteasome regulatory particle, base subcomplex; proteasome complex. Gene Ontology annotation, biological process: proteasome-mediated ubiquitin-dependent protein catabolic process; regulation of protein catabolic process. The record is from RefSeq and is a predicted model, not a curated record.